AUGAGUGUCUUGUUUAACCAUCGUGGCGUGGAUUAUUACAAAGGUGAUUUUGUGGCACUGCUUGGUUCCAAUUCAUCCCCAUGGAUCGCACAAAUAGUUUCCCAUGAAUCAUUUCCUAUAGAAGAUAGUGGCGGAAAUGGAAUGGGUGUUAAAGUUUUAUGGGCCUGGUACCCUGAGGAAUUCAAAUCAGAGCUAUUUCCAGACCUGGAUACCACAUACUACAGCCAAUAUGAAGUGAUUCUAUCAAAGUUCUCUGACUUAAAUCCCCUAGACUCCAUUAUAACCAAAGUUACAAUUCUGCACUAUGACCAGUUUGUGCAUUUGGAUGAAUACCCUCUUAAAGUAGACAACAUAUAUAAGACUAUGUUUUAUAGGCAAACGUUUGAUGAUAAGGGGUUGACACCCUUAUUACCAUUAGAGUGUAAUGCAUUAUUUGGAAUUGGAGAUUGGAAACUUGUUCCUAGAAAUCCAGAUUUGGUAUACUACAAAUGCAAAAUCUGUGAUGUGAUAUACCAAAGGCCUGUUGAACGGACGUUUAAGCAGCGGCCAUCAGACCCGGAUAUUACAAUCACUUGUUCCAAUUGCUUGUCAUGCGUACAAGGUACAACACCUAGUGCUGAUGUAAAAGGGGAUAAGAGGCCUAAAAGGAUUUUAAGAUUGGAAUCUUACAGAAAACGAACUAUUGUUGACAGUGAUUCAGAUAGUCCAGUUGAUGCUGGACAAGUGAUAGACGAGGAUGACGAUGAAUAUAAAGUGGAUUUUGAUUCAGCUAAGCGUAUAAAAAGCACUAAAUCUGGCGGACAUGCCGUCAGAUUUAGUGCAACAAAACUAAAUUCCUUCGAAAAACAAAUAUUUACUACUGCUGUGGAGAAGAUUCAUGAAUGUCUCUCAAAAGGAGUUGCCGAAAUGCAAUCUAAGAAUGUGAAACUGAGCGUUAAUGUAAUGUACUUGGCGGAAAAGAUAAUCCAAUCCCUAAUGGAUGUAUAUGGAGUAAAUUCGCGAGAAUUUAAGCAAAGGUUGUACGAGAUAUACACUAAUUUGAAGAGAGAUAUAAACUCUGAUUUGAGGCGGAGGGUAAUCUGUGGCAAAUUGCCUAUACAUAAACUAAUAACUAUAGAGACAAGGUUUUUGGCGCCGCCAGAUCUCAUUGCGGAAAGAGAGAAGGAAAGAGACAAGCAUUUUGCCAGAAAUGUACUAAUACCUAUCACACAUACCCAAAAUGAUACAACUAUCACUAGUGAAAAAAUUGACACUAGUUCAACACCAGAUAAUGUAGCAAAAUCUCCAGAAAUAAAAAUCAGUGAUUAUCACAUAGAUGCAAUGUACAAUAGAGCUGUUGAAAGACUGAAUAAAUUACCUAUCGACUACCAAAAGCCCUUUAGAUCAGUAUUGGAUUGCGCCGUUGAGCGAGUGAGGAGGUUGUUGGAGACGUAG
Messenger RNA from Babesia microti strain RI, 1434 nucleotides. RefSeq lists its product as hypothetical. The coding region runs from base 1 to 1434 and encodes 477 amino acids. Gene Ontology annotation, molecular function: chromatin binding. The transcript has a single exon. NCBI's taxonomy places the organism in Eukaryota, Apicomplexa, Aconoidasida, Piroplasmida, Babesiidae. The record is from RefSeq and is a predicted model, not a curated record. Gene Ontology annotation, biological process: DNA-templated transcription.